GAAGAAGAAGAAGAAGAUGAGAAACCGAAAAAGAAGUUGUGUCGUUUGUGUCCUGCGGGAGUCCAAAUGAGAACAAAACCCAGCGCCAAUUCAUACAACCUUCAAUUUUCGGUUAUUUUCCCAUUCCUACAUUUUCCUUAAAUAAAUAAAAAUAGAAACCUCCAUGUUUAAUGCAUAAAACUAUGCCAAACGAACAAAGCCUUAACCAAGAAAGAAAUAAAUACAGAAAAAAAGUAAAAAACAUUUUCCUGUCAAUUGCCGCGAAUCGGUUGUGUUUCCCCUACUGAUUCUCCAACUCCUUCAGGCCUACUUAUGCAGCUAGGGUUUUCUAAGAAGGCUUUCAUUUAUUUGUGGCUCUCAUUGUCGGCGCCCUAUCUUCCUCUUGUGGUGCUGAUAGCGACGAGGUCGAAAGAGACGUUCAUACAGUAAACUAGAGGCAGGAAAAGUUUCAAAAACUAUUGUGCAACUUUCAGCUGUUUCAUUUAUUCGUGAAAGAUGAGCCAACAGAUUCAAGGGUCGCAUGCUUUAUCACCUGUAGAGGUCCCUGCUAAGCGGAAACGAGGACGUCCACGCAAGGAUCCGAAAAAGGCAGAGAACACACCUGCAGUACCUGCGCCAGACAGUUCGAAGAAAAGCAAAGUAUGUGGGGCUUCAGGUGAUGAAGCUGAUGGAAUGGUGGGUCAGGUGGUUACAGGUGUCAUUGAUGGCACCUUUGGUGCUGGUUACCUUGUUAAUGUGAAGGUAGGCAACACUGACACUCAGCUGCGAGGUCUUGUAUUUCUUCCUGGGCGGUUCACUCCAAUUACUGCAGAAAACGAUGUGGCUCCUAAUGCCAGAAUGUACACAAGAAGAGCGGUCCCGUUCCCAGAUCUUAAACGGCAAUCUCAGCCUUCUGGUUCUGUUCACUCAGAGCAAAAUGCUAAGCAACCUGCUGAGCUAAAAGACCAAGUGCCUAAAAUUGCACUUGCAUUCUACUCUCAACUUUCUAAUCUUCAAUCUGGCAUUUCAGAAGCACCUGAGCACCGGUCCACAGCUGUUAAGAUACCUGUAGCAGAUAAUGUGCCAAAGAUUGAUACAGGUCUUUCACUGAGUGGAAAAGUCCUUCCACCACAAAUGGAGGAGCCAAAGGUUGAUGAACCAGUUGAGGUGCUACAAGAAACUGAAGCCCCCAAGCCGAUGAAAGGACCUAAUGAAGUGGAGACAAAUGAAGAAUCAAAAACAGAACCAGAAUCUGAACCACUUGUUGACACCUUGCUCGGUGCUGAAGCCUCCAAGCUGAUGAAAGGACCUAAUGAAGUUGAGGCAACUGAAGAGUCAGAAUUUGAACCCGCUGCUGACGUGUUCCCUGGUAUUGAGACUUCCACACUGGUGAAAGGACCUACUGAUGUUGAGGCAAACAAAGAAUCGAAGGAAGAACCGGCACCUACGCCAGUUGUUGACAUAUCUCAGGGCGUUGAAGCUGUUGUUAAGGAACCUGAGAUUCAUGAUGCAGCUCUGAGCUCUGACCCUAGGAAUGAUUCGACUUGUGAUGAGGUGAAGACUCUGAAUCUAGAACUCAACCAAGCACCUGUGGCUUCUGAACCCGCAUUCGAGAAUUCUGAGUUGGUCAACAAUUCAAUGAAGAAACAUGGCAAUGAAGAAGGUGUUCUGGCAGAACCGCAAUUGGGGCAUGCUGUUGAGGUUCCCAAUGGAGAAGGUAAGCCACCUGUGGGUGAUUCUACUAAAAUUACUGGUGCAGUCUCUUUCUCGGCAGUGAAACACAGAGAAGAGGCCAUUCGUUCUGAAUCCAAGCCUACAUCUGAAGGACGUGUUCCACCUGAGCUAACCGAAUUGGAGAUCCGCAGUCCUUCCGGUGAAAUUAUCAACAUGGAAUGUGAUGAAACGGAUGCUUUGCAGUCUUAGAUAUAUUCAUUGGUGUCAAACAAUCUCAGCAGGAUUUGCAACUUGUUUUUGGAGGAAGGACAGGAGAAACUAAUAAAAACAGACAACGUAGUCUCUUAGUUGCCAUAUUAUGAAAAUCAUUCUAUAGGCAUAGACAAAAAAAUUUUGUAGACCCUUUUUUUUUCCCCCCCUAUUGACAGCUUAUGAUGGUUUU
This is a messenger RNA of Morus notabilis, 2095 nucleotides long. RefSeq lists its product as uncharacterized. The record is from RefSeq and is a predicted model, not a curated record. Lineage: Eukaryota; Viridiplantae; Streptophyta; Magnoliopsida; Rosales; Moraceae. The transcript is spliced from 3 exons. The coding region runs from base 496 to 1902 and encodes 468 amino acids.